ACAUUAUCGCCAGUGCUGCGGCAACGAGUCGCCGACCGGUCGUGUCUCUGUGUGCCAUUCAUAUUAUAACGAAAAUGCUCAAAGUACUCAGGGGAACGCGGAGAUUAUACGUCCAAUGCCGAAACAACAGCCAAGCCGUCGUCAUAGGCAGCGAGCCGAACAGAAACGACCCAUAUUUCCAGGAGAAUAAACUCAAAAUGGACGAGCUGGUCGAUGAACUUCGCCGGAAAACCGGUGAAGUUCUCAAAGGCGGCCCAGAAGAUUCGGUUAAGAGGCAUAUUUCACGGGGGAAAUUGCUCGUUAGAGACAGGAUUAACCGGUUAGUGGACGAGGGCAGCGACGUUUUGGAACUGAGCACGUUGGCUGCAACUGAUAUGUAUAAAGGUCAGGUGCCGUGUGCCGGCAUCGUCACUGCUAUUGGAAAAGUUCACGGCCACGAAUGCAUGAUCAUCGCGAAUGACGCGACUGUCAAAGGAGGAACUUAUUUUCCUAUCACUGUGAAGAAACAUUUGCGCGCGCAGUCUAUCGCACAAGAGUGUCGGCUUCCCUGUAUUUACCUCGUGGAUUCCGGUGGUGCUCACUUGCCUGAUCAAGCAGAAGUAUUCCCCGAUAGAGAGCACUUUGGGAGGUCUUUUUAUAACCAAGCUAAUAUGUCAGCAGAGGGCAUUCCUCAGAUAUCGGUCGUAAUGGGAUCAUGCACCGCCGGCGGAGCAUAUGUUCCUAGUAUGUCUGAUGAGAGUAUUAUUAUUAAGAAUCAAGGAACCAUUUUCUUAGCCGGACCACCAUUGGUGAAAGCAGCUACUGGAGAGUCAGUGUCUGCGGAAGAUCUGGGAGGAGCAGACUUACAUUGCCGCCAAUCUGGUGUCACUGACCAUUAUGCUAUAGACGACGAACACGCUCUAGCUUUAGCUAGGAAUGUUGUUGCUAAUUUGAACUGGAAUAAUGAACAAAGAGCCAGAAUUUAUUCAGCAAAAAUUGACGAACCAGUACAUAAUAUUGACGAUUUACAUGGUAUCGUGGGAGCAAAUAUACAAAGACCUUUUGACAUUCGUGAAGUUAUUGCUAGGAUCGUUGAUGGAAGCAGAUUUCAUGAAUUUAAACAGUUAUACGGGGAAACUUUAAUAUGUGGUUUUGCAUCUCUUUAUGGCCAUCCCAUAGGAGUAAUAGGAAACAAUGGUGUGUUAGAGUCUGAAGCGGCUUUAAAAGGAUCUCAUUUCAUUCAACUGUGUGCAACUCGUAAAAUACCGUUGCUAUUUCUUCAAAACAUCACGGGUUUCAUGGUUGGAAAAGAUGCCGAAGCAGGUGGUAUUGCAAAAAAUGGUGCUAAAAUGGUAACAGCAGUUAGUUGUUUUAAAGGACCAAAAAUAACUGUUAUAGUUGGUGGUAGUUUUGGUGCUGGAAAUUAUGGGAUGUGUGGGCGAUCUUUUUCUCCCAGCUUUAUGUAUAUGUGGCCAAAUGCUAGAAUAUCAGUGAUGGGUGGACCUCAAGCAGCUACCGUGUUAUCUUUAAUCGCUAAAGAGAAAGCGCUUAGGGAAGGCAAGGAAUGGACUGAUGAAGACGAAAGAAAAGUGAGAGCUCCUUUGGAAGCUCAGUUCGAGAGAGAAGGUAUACCUUAUUAUAGUACAGCAAGAUUGUGGGAUGACGGAAUCAUAGCUCCAAAAGAUACGAGAAAAGUCAUAGGUCUUAGUUUAUCGGCUGCUUUGAAUGCUCCAUUCAGGGAUAGCAAAUUCGGUGUUUUCAGAAUGUGAUUUAAUCUAAAUACAUAUAAAUAUAUAUUGAAUAAUUUUGUAGGUGUGUUUACGUUUGUGAUAUAGACAUACAAGUGUCAUUUUCGUCAUAUCUUAUCGUAAGCAGAUAAGACUGUUGUUAACGAUUAUUUGCAUGUGUAACUGAGUUCAUAAAAGUGUCUUUAAACGUUGAGGGUCUUUAAACCAAUUUUAAAUAUACAAAAAUUAAUUCUUAAAAAAUUAUCAUAAUGGAUUCAAUGAGAGUGAAUCUCGUAAGAUAGACUGCUUAAUAUAUUUCUGACUUCUAAUUCGUAAAAAACUGUAAUCAAAGUUUCUAAUAUUAAUUAUAAAUUUAUUUUAGAAAUGCAUCCAAUUAUAGAACAAAGUGGAGACUUUAUCAUUAAAAUUUAAGUUUCAUAAGUAUUAAGUUUUUCUGUAAAAUCGAAAUAUUAAUUAUAUUAAAUGCCAAAGCCAUUAUUUAGUUAAAUAAAAAAGUUUAAAAACGUUUGUGUUAAAUAUCGGCAACAUAAAAUGUUGGUUACUAUUUGUACUGAAUUUAUGAGGCAAGUAUCUGGAUCUAUAAAAUAAAUGCCUGAAAAAUUAAAAUUAUGUAAUAUCCACCUUAAACUAUCUACGUCGUCGUCGGUACAGUUGAAUGUUAGUGGGAUCAAUGGAAUACUAUUUAUUGGUAUGUUCAAGUUGGUCAGUUGAAUUAAUGUAAAGAGAUCUGCCCGACCGGUCAUAGGCAGCAAUUGUAUCGUUCGUAGACGGCUUUAGUUUAUUUCCAAAGACUGUGUUAUCUAUUUGUAAGCGUUAUGUUUAAUUGUCGUUCCUUUGUUUAAAAUUGUUUAGGAUAAAUAAUAUAUUUUACAUGUUUUAA
Galleria mellonella (greater wax moth) is the source of this 2607-nucleotide messenger RNA. RefSeq names its product probable methylcrotonoyl-CoA carboxylase beta chain, mitochondrial (gene Mccc2). The record is from RefSeq and is a predicted model, not a curated record. The transcript has a single exon. Gene Ontology annotation, molecular function: methylcrotonoyl-CoA carboxylase activity. Gene Ontology annotation, biological process: L-leucine catabolic process. Gene Ontology annotation, cellular component: mitochondrion; methylcrotonoyl-CoA carboxylase complex. The coding region runs from base 75 to 1748 and encodes 557 amino acids. NCBI's taxonomy places the organism in Eukaryota, Metazoa, Arthropoda, Insecta, Lepidoptera, Pyralidae.